UCCAAGAAAGAGAGCACAAGAACCAUCAAGCCACUUAGAUUUUCAAGAUGGUUCAAAAUUGAUUUACCUAACUGGUUUAAGAAUUUAGAUUUCCUGGCUGCAGGGUUAUCAAUUAAGAUGAGAAAAACACUCCACUUUACUUCUUUGGAGCAUAAGGGGCACUGCCCCUCCAAUAGUUUUCCGACCCUAAAUCACUCUGUCGACACAAAAUCCAGAAGGGUCAUUAAAUGGGAAGGAAAAGAAAGGAAGUAAACAAGCUAGCAUCGGAUUGUCGCGGUCUUUGAGCUACAUAGCAACGGUCUUGCUAAUUUGGAUGUAUUCCCUUAGAACUCUAUCAGCAACAUCAACAGCAAUCAUGAAGACAGCGCCAAAACCCAAAGUCAGUGAUGCGACCAAAUCCAAACUCAAAACAACAACAACAAAAUCAUCAAAACAGCCUAAAAGCAUCUCUACAUUUUUCAAGCAAACCAAGAGAACUCUCAGUACCAAUACUUCAAAAAUCAGCAUUUCAAAAACCAGUAAUAAUCUCAUAAAACCAGAAACCCUAAUAGUUACCCCAAAAGACGAAGGAGACCUAAAAUGGGAACCCCUUUUGAAUAUGGGAAAAUCAGAGCUCUUUCUACCUCUCACUUUCCCAACUGGGCAAACCUUCAGAUGGAAACAAACAGGUCUUCUUAGGUACACAGGUGUUAUUGAUUCUCACCUCAUUUCUCUCAGACAGCAGCUAGUGGAUGAUGGCAAUGGCGACGGAAAUGGAGUUUUCUACUUCGUUCAUUCAAAUGGCGAUAAGGAUGAUGCAAAGGCAGCUCUUGAGGAUUACUUAAAUGCUGGGAUUUCAUUGAAGGAAAUGUGGGAAACUUUCUCUGCUUCUGAUCCUAAGUUCGCUGAAUUAGCGUUGCAUUUAGGCGGUGCUCGUGUUCUUAGACAAGACCCUUUUGAGUGUCUCAUUCAAUUCUUAUGUUCUUCAAAUAAUAAUAUUGGUAGAAUUACAAAAAUGGUGGAUUUUGUUUCAUCUUUAGGUAAGUAUUUAGGAACUGUUGAAGGGUUUAAAUUUUACGAAUUCCCGUCACCAGAGCGAUUGUCAUCGGUCUCGGAGGAUGAGUUUCGAGUUGCGGGAUUUGGAUACAGGGCAAAGUACAUAGUUAAUACGAUGAGUGCUUUGCAGUCGAAGCCUGGUGCAGGUGCGAAGUGGCUUAUUUCUCUUCGUGAAUUGGGUCUUCAUGAGGCUGUUGAAGCACUCUGUACUUUACCUGGAGUAGGUCCCAAGGUAGCAGCUUGCAUUGCUCUCUUCUCUCUAGAUCAACAUCAUGCCAUUCCUGUUGAUACACAUGUGUGGCAGAUUGCAACUCGAUACCUCAUACCAGAGCUUGCAGGGGCACGUCUGACACCAAAACUUUGUAAUCGUGUGGCUGAGGCGUUUGUGAACAAAUAUGGAAAGUAUGCUGGUUGGGCACAAACUCUACUUUUUAUUGCUGAAUUACCGUCUCAGAAGGCCCUCCUAGCUACAGAUGUUGGGACUGUCAGAGUGAUCAAACCUGCUUUAACAGUAGCACAGGACCGGUCAACCUCUAAGCAAACUAGGUAAUUGCCUAGGGCCUCAUAUUGUUGGAGAGCCUAGAUCUGGCAUAUUUAUUUAUGUUUUUAUUAGCUUACUCUUGGGGGCUAUAUAUAAUUCUAUAUCCUUGUAUAUUAAUUUUAUCUUCUCUGCAAGUUGAUAUUGCUUUGGUAGACAAACCGAGCCAAAUUGUAUUUUUCUAUAUUCUACUCCUAUGAUAUCCUCCCUGGUCUGGGCCUAUGCCUUUUAUUCGA
This is a messenger RNA of Papaver somniferum (opium poppy), 1809 nucleotides long. RefSeq names its product N-glycosylase/DNA lyase OGG1-like. The coding region runs from base 314 to 1585 and encodes 423 amino acids. Gene Ontology annotation, cellular component: nucleus. The record is from RefSeq and is a predicted model, not a curated record. Gene Ontology annotation, molecular function: 8-oxo-7,8-dihydroguanine DNA N-glycosylase activity; damaged DNA binding. The transcript has 3 exons. NCBI's taxonomy places the organism in Eukaryota, Viridiplantae, Streptophyta, Magnoliopsida, Ranunculales, Papaveraceae. Gene Ontology annotation, biological process: base-excision repair; nucleotide-excision repair; base-excision repair, AP site formation.